This is a messenger RNA of Myiozetetes cayanensis, 453 nucleotides long. RefSeq lists its product as uncharacterized. Lineage: Eukaryota; Metazoa; Chordata; Aves; Passeriformes; Tyrannidae. The transcript has a single exon. The coding region runs from base 1 to 453 and encodes 150 amino acids. The record is from RefSeq and is a predicted model, not a curated record.
AUGAGGCCCCUGGACGGCUGGUGCUGGGUGGUGAUGCUGCUCCUCGCCCUCUUCAGCGACGUCGCCGGCGGCCGCCGCGGGGGCGGUGGGAGACCCGGAGGUCGCGGCGGCGGCAGCGGAGGGGCCGGGGGGCUCCGCGGGGGCUUCCGCGCCGUGUCCCGCGGCGGGGGCACCCCCGGGCGCGGCUCCAAGGUGGCCGGAGCCAUCGCGGCCGGGGCCGCCGCGGGUUAUGGGAUGGGGCUGCUGGGGCGCCCGCGCCCGUCCCGCCUCGGUCACGGCAUCCCCGCGGCCCGGCAGCCCCCACCCGCGGGCGGGUUCCACGCCGCCAGCUGGCCGGACGUGGGGGGCAAGCGGGGACCCCCCAGCCGAGCCCCCCGGCACCGCGGAGGCAUCGGCCUGGCCCUGCUUUUGGCAUCCACCGCCUGCCUCGUCAGCCACGGGCUGCAGCGCUGA